Messenger RNA from Frieseomelitta varia, 1589 nucleotides. Its product is annotated as heat shock factor 2-binding protein-like. Gene Ontology annotation, cellular component: cytosol. The record is from RefSeq and is a predicted model, not a curated record. The transcript is spliced from 7 exons. NCBI's taxonomy places the organism in Eukaryota, Metazoa, Arthropoda, Insecta, Hymenoptera, Apidae. Bases 175 to 1251 code for a protein of 358 amino acids.
AUUUUUGUCUUUUUUUCUUUUAAAUCUCAAGCAAUCGUGACAUAACUAUCGAAGAUAGUAAUAGAGUAAGAUAGUAAGAAUUAUAUAAAAUAUACAUACAAAUCAACUAUCAAUUACGAUAGUUGUCUCAACAUGCUGAAAAUAUUUUCAUUGAUAUCAAUUCGCUAAACAUAUAUGGGAAUUACUUGCAUCAACACGAAAUUCAAUGAAAUAAUCAUGGACAAAAAUAUUCAAGAAGAACAAGCAAAUCUAAAAGACGAACAACAAUUUUUGAUUUCCGUGGAGGAUACCCUCGACACUGUCAAACGAAGUAUCCAUAAAUUUAUAACCGACGUUCCACAAGCGCUCGCAAAUUCCGGAUUAGAUUUAGAUUUGGAAAAAUUGAAUAUAGAAAAUGAUCAAAAAAUUCAGGAUCCCAUUUCUGAUCAAACAAAUAAGGAAGAAAAAGAGAAAAUUUCAGCCCUGAACAUGAAGUGUGACCAAUUGCAGAGUCAACUGCAGCUACAAAUAAAUAGAAACAAAAAGGCAGAGGAAGAAAUAGAAUAUCUGAGAGAACAAAUAUUGAAUCAAAGUACGUACUGCGCGACUUUGGGAGCGGUCUUAGGAAAUUUAACAUGGCGUGCAUCUCGAUUUCCGGAAAUCGUCGAUGUCUGGCUUUCCGGGUUUCAGCACAUGAUCGGCGAAUUUUUAUCGAUAACGGACGGAAGUUUCGUCGCAUUCAUAAACACUUAUCGAAAUGCUUUCCCCCCUACAUGCAAUGUUGAAUAUCAAUUUAUAAUUGGAUUGUUAGGCAUUGUAACGAAUAUAUCUGCAACACCAGAGGGACGUGAAUUUUUGAUCACCGAUACGAACGGCAAAGCUUUCGUGCAGAAAAUGGUGAAACUCAUGCCCACGUUGCCACUUUCGCAAGGCUCUCUGUCCCUAAAGAGAUUGAUGCUGAUGAUAUUCUACAAUGUCAGCAUGAAUAAAACCGGACUGCAGUAUCUUUUCGAGUCGCGGGUAAGCGACGUGUUAGACUGUUAUUUGAGGAACAACUCGUUACCGGAUGAGACACAGUUCCUUUGUCUGCGCGUGCUGCAGUCGAUGACAUACGGUCUAAUGAAUCCCAAGUACAUUCAAGACCUGACCAACACCCUACCGAUCAGCAGAAUAGAAAAUAUAGCGACAUCGAACAAAAACGAAAUGAGCGCAGUCGCGAAACAAGUGAUAAAACAGUUGCGGGAUUCGCAUAAAUUCAUUCACAUGAAUUAAGCGCGUGACUGUCCGGAGCGUGACUAUUCGACGAGCUCAAAUUUUGUUAAUGAGAAUGGAAUUUCUAUUCGUUCAUAUUCCAGAUUAACGGGAAUUAUUAAAAUAUUCGAACGAAGUGCAGCUUGCCUUCCCAGCCGAAGGACACGAAUUUCAUAUUUUACGAUUGCACCGCUAUCACAAUGACGAAAUAUCUUUAGCGUUCGUGACUCUGAGAACUGUCGAAUAUCGAUUUGCCUUGUGCAGCUACAAAAUAAAAGCAAUUGUGCGGGAUAACGUACGAAAUAGUACGAAAUCAAUUAUACGUACGGUCGUUAUCGAAUGCACAAAUAUUUUCCGAG